Cooperia oncophora is the source of this 1104-nucleotide messenger RNA. NCBI's taxonomy places the organism in Eukaryota, Metazoa, Nematoda, Chromadorea, Rhabditida, Trichostrongylidae. The record is from the annotation of a GenBank genome assembly.
AUGAGAUCGUUCGUUCCAGUGCCUGAAGGUUCGGAUUUUCCAAUUCAGAACCUCCCUUACGGAGUGUUCUCUACGAAAGACAAUGCUAAACACCGUAUUGGCGUUGCGAUAGGCGAAUCGAUUUUGGAUCUUUCCGCCAUUGCUCACCUCUUCGACAGCCCAUCGCUAAAAGCACAUCAAGACGUUUUCAAACAGGAGACAUUGAAUGCCUUUAUGGGCUUGCCUCGAGCAGCAUGGGUAGAAGCUCGAGCGAUCAUUCAGAAACUACUCAGGGAUGAUGUCCCAACACUCAAGGAGAACCCAGAGUUGAGAGCUAAGGCGAUUGUAAGCCAGAAAGACGCCACGAUGCAUCUUCCUGCUUCUAUAGGAGACUACACUGACUUCUACUCAUCGAUCUAUCACGCUACCAACGUUGGCAUUAUGUUCAGAGGCAAGGAGAACGCUCUCAUGCCUAACUGGAAGUGGUUACCAGUCGGCUACCAUGGACGAGCCUCUUCAGUUGUUCCCUCUGGCACGCCUAUUCGACGCCCUCGAGGGCAGGUGAAGCCCGAAGGAGCCGCUGAGCCUUCUUAUGGUCCAUCCCGACUUUUGGACUUCGAGCUCGAAAUGGCAUUCUUUGUCGGUGGCAAGGCUACUGAGCUCGGUCAGCCCAUUCCAAUCGAAGAUACUGAAGAGCACAUUUUCGGUGUGGUACUGAUGAAUGAUUGGAGUGCGCGAGAUAUUCAAGCAUGGGAAUAUGUGCCCCUCGGCCCAUUCCUCGUGACGAUUAAACCAGAAGGAGGAGCUGAUCAUUCCGUGUGCAAGACCAAUUUCAAGCAUCUGUACUGGACCCUGAAACAACAACUCGCUCAUCACACUGUGAACGGUUGCAAUGUACGGCCUGGUGAUCUCAUGGGUUCUGGAACCGUUUCCGGACCGGAGGAAGGAGCCUACGGAUCAAUGCUGGAACUGUCAUGGCGAGGAGCAAAGACCAUUGCCGUUGGCGAUCAAACUCGGAAGUUCCUGCAGGAUGGCGAUGAGGUGAAUCUUGUCGGAUUCUGUGAGAAGAACGGUGUCCGUAUUGGAUUCGGUGAAUGCCGAGGAAAAGUUCUGCCAGCACUGUGA